Molecule: messenger RNA, 1272 nt
Organism: Cladophialophora carrionii CBS 160.54
Lineage: Eukaryota; Fungi; Ascomycota; Eurotiomycetes; Chaetothyriales; Herpotrichiellaceae
Exons: 5
Coding region: 1-1272 (423 amino acids)
Source: RefSeq, a predicted model, not a curated record
AUGUCAGCCACGACAGGUUCCGGUCUCGUGCUUCCUCCGGGAUAUUCACCUCCGUUCUACGAAGUCACCGACACAGACCAUACCGCAUGGAUUAUAAUUGCCACGGCCCUGUGCUUGUGCUGGCUCUUGCUUUUCGCGGCCAUCAGAGUAUUCAUCCGGUGUACGAUCACGCCGGGAUGUGGUCUGGAUGAUGUGUCCGUCGGUAUUGCAACAAUUCUGGCUGUCAUCCAGUCGUCGAUAAUGCUAGGAGCCUGUUCCGACGGACUCGGGAGAUCUGUCGAACUCAUCCCCCCUGCGAUGCUGGAGAAAGUCCAAAAGUCAUAUUAUGCCGGCAAUAUCUUCUUCACACUGGCUCUCGGCCUGUCCAAGAUGUCUGUCGUCUUCUUCCUCAACCGGUUGACGGUGGUCAGAACACAAAAGCUGGUCUUCCACGGCUUGACGGCCUUUAUAGCGGCAUGGACCGUGGGAUCGACAUUCGCCGUUGCGCUCCAGUGCGAUCUCCACCAUCCAUGGCUCAUUGUCGACGAACAAUGCCCCGGAGCCUUCCUGCGGUGGAAAAUCAUCGGCGCCUUCGACAUCAUUUCCGAGCUGGCCAUCGUCCUCAUGGCCAUCUACCUCGUCUGGGGGCUGUUCACCACCUUUUCAAAGAAAGCCAUUGUCGUGAGCGCAUUUGCGUUCCGUCUGGGCAACGUCAUCGCCAUCGCCUUCCGGCUCGCGAACUUUGACAAACCCGAGCGCGUCUCGAACCCCACGCUCGCCGAGACCAUCUUCGUCGUCUGGACGCAGACGGAGCUCUGCUACUCCCUCAUCUCGGCCACGAUCCCGAGUCUCCGACCGUUCGUGACCAACCUCAACACGCAGUUUGGCGGCAUGGGCGCCGCGGACAGUCAAAACGGGUAUGGGUACGGUGGUGGUGGCGGGGGUGGGGGCAACGGGUACGGCGCCACCAAAAACACAUUCAAGCUGUCCAAGUUGCGAUCCGCGAACCGGUCGGCGACCACGAGCGCGAACAGAGGCGACACGUACACGGACUUCACGACCCGACAGGCUCCCGCGUCGGGCCUGGACGGACGAUCCGACCUCUACAGCUACGGCGUGUGGACUGCGCCGACGACGGGCAUCGACGGCGGUAGUAGCAGCAAGGUCGGGAAGAGGAACAUCUCGGCGCUGGCCGAUGAGAACCCAAAGGCCGAUGCCACCAGCGUGGGCAGCAACGAUAGCCAGAGGAUGAUUAUCAGGAAGGACGUGACGUAUGAGGUGCACGGCGUAUGA